Molecule: messenger RNA, 1641 nt
Organism: Apiotrichum porosum
Lineage: Eukaryota; Fungi; Basidiomycota; Tremellomycetes; Trichosporonales; Trichosporonaceae
Exons: 1
Coding region: 1-1641 (546 amino acids)
Biological process (GO): cardiolipin acyl-chain remodeling
Cellular component (GO): mitochondrial inner membrane
Molecular function (GO): A2-type glycerophospholipase activity
Source: RefSeq, a predicted model, not a curated record
AUGGCAGCAGUCACCCUCUCCGAGCCCUCGUCUCCCGUGCGUCUCGGCACACCGCCUCCCACGACCUUGUCCCGUCACCAGCAUGGCACGGCCACGCCGCCAGCACGCCCCAUCCCUACCGACUUCAAGUCGUCGCUCGCCGCUUGGUGGAGCUCGAACGGCUACCGUGACGCACGCAUGGCAGAGGAGCGUCUCCUCCGUCGCAUGGCCUACUUUCAGCCAACCCCCCCAGCCCCAUCCAAGAGCUGGCUCCCCUGGGCCUCUGUUCCGGAACUAGAGCCCGAAGUCGCCGUGGUCCCCACCAUCACCAGCGCGUCAGGGCUUGUCGCGUCGGUUCGCAACGUCUUCAUCCCCACCCCAGACCCCAACGAUGCCCCCUCGCUCGUUGACAAGGACACCCAGUCGGCCUCCAACUCGGUUUCCAGCGGCGACAAGAAGCACCACCAUAACCACCACAACCACAACCACCACCACCGCGUCCACCACCACAAGGAUGACGGCAAGCUCGUUGAUUACAUCAACACGCUGGAAAUCUCCCGCCCGGACCUCAAGGACUCGAAGGAGGCAGUGGUCGUUCUGCACGGCUACGCCGCUGCGCUCGGUUUCUUCUUCCGCAACUGGGACUCGGUUGCCACAUCGGCUGCCAUGACCGGCCGUCGUGCCUUCUUCCUCGACUGGCUCGGGAUGGGUCUUUCGUCGCGCCCCAACCCCUCGCUCCUCGCGUCUCCCGGCUCGGCACCCGUCGAGGCCCGCGUCUCCCGCGCCGAACACUUUUUCCUCGCGUCGCUCGAGUCGUGGCGUAUCGCCGCCGGCGUCGAGCGUAUGGUUCUCGUCGGCCACUCGCUCGGUGGAUACCUCGCCUCGGCAUACGCUCUGCGCUACCCGGACCGCGUGAGCAGCCUCAUCCUCGUUUCUCCCGCCGGUAUCCCCCACGGCCCCGACGACCUGCAGGCCGGCGCCAAGCAGAACCCCACGGGCACAAGGGGCCCAACUGGUCCUGGCGGCAAGCCCAUCGGCAGCACGCCCACCCCCACCACCACUGCGUCUGCGGCCGACUCGCGCACCUCGCUCGACGAGGCGACCGACGCGGCCGAGACCGAGCUGCACGCCGGACCAAAGGGCGAGGCCAAGCAGUGGCAGCGUGACCAGUCGGCGAUGCGCCGCGGCAUGGCCAAAAUGUUCGUCUGGGGCUGGGAGAAGGGUCUGUCGCCCUUCUCCAUCCUCCGCGGCAUUGGGCCCUGGGGUCCCAUGCUGGUGGGCAAGUACUCGUCGCGCCGGUUCGCCGCGCAGAGCUCCGACGACGUGCGCGACCUCCACUCGUACAUCUACGGCACGACCGUGCUCAAGGGUUCGGGCGAGUUCUGCAUCUCGCACAUUCUCGCGCCGGGCGCGUACGCGCGCAUGCCCAUCGUCGACCGCAUCGACAAGCUCAAGGUCCCCGUCACGUUCCUGUACGGCGACAACGACUGGAUGGACGUCGAGGGCGGAUACGCAUCGCAAAAGGUCCUGGCCAAGGCCGGAAACCGUAACGUCGGCGUGCACGUCAUCCCCGGCGCCGGACACCACCUCUACCUCGACAACCCCACCGUCACCAACCGUAUCCUCGACGAGGCCAUCUUCGCCGCUCCCAAGCUUGACUAG